Messenger RNA from Dentiscutata heterogama, 1048 nucleotides. The record is from the annotation of a GenBank genome assembly. NCBI's taxonomy places the organism in Eukaryota, Fungi, Glomeromycota, Glomeromycetes, Diversisporales, Gigasporaceae.
GCCAAAUAAACUACGAUGACUCUCCAUCUGAUGAUUCUUUUAUAAUAAACUCCUCAUUAGUACCAACCUCUUUUGAAAAUUCAAGGUCUCUAACAAUUCCGUAUUACAGGGUAGGUAAAUGGAUAGUCGCUCAAAAUGAUGACGAAUCCGCUUAUCUAACAACUCUCCAUGAGAAAUCCGCAAAAUUAGGGGUUCCAACUUACUUUUUAUCUGAAAAACAAAAAUCUCAAGAACCUCAUGUAAAUGCGAUACAAGUUUUAGUCUCUCCAACUACUGGAAUACUUGAUUCUCAUGCUUUUGUUAAUUGGUUAGAAUGGAAAAUUGAAGAUAAUUAUGGUGAUAUUGCUGUUAAUUCUAAAGUCACCAAUAUAAUUCCUGGUAAUGAUGGUGAUAAUAGAGGAUAUAUAGUAGAAAUUACAUCUACUUCCACUCCAUCAAUUAUAAAGAUAUUUGCAAAAUCUGUGAUAAACUCUGCUGGAUUAUAUUCUGAUAAAAUAGCAAAUUUGUUAUUACCUCCUUCACAUCACUAUAAACUUUAUUAUGUUAGAGGUCAUUAUUAUGGAUAUCGUGGUAAUGAUGUAAAAGUUAAUCACUUAAUUUAUCCUGUGCCUCCAAAAAAUUUGGUAAAUUUGGGAACACAUUUGACUUUGGACUUAAAUGGUAAAAUAAGAUUUGGUCCUGAUGUUUUAUACAUUCAAAGACCAGAUGAUUAUGGAAUAAGUGAUGGUGAUGAGAAUAGAAAAGAUGCAUUUUUUAAUUCUGUGAAAACUUAUUUACCAAGUAUUAAAAGAGAUAAACUUUAUGCUGAUUAUACCGGGAUCAGACCAAAAUUAUCAGGACCAGGUGAGCCAUUUAAAGAUUUUGUGAUAAAGGAAGAAAUUGAAUGUGGAUUUGAUGGAUUUGUAAACCUGGUCGGAAUUGAGAGCCCAGGUCUAACUUCUUCUUUGGCUAUUGCUGAAAUGGCAAGAAUACAUUCUCGACCUAAAACUCUAUUUUUCGCCACAAACGGAUCAGCUGGGCCAGCUGGACCCCCUACUGAGGGUACCCA